Porites lobata is the source of this 16089-nucleotide messenger RNA. The record is from the annotation of a GenBank genome assembly. Lineage: Eukaryota; Metazoa; Cnidaria; Anthozoa; Scleractinia; Poritidae.
GCCCGCGAUAUCUUGAGCUGAUUUUCAAAGAUGGCGUCUAAGCGAAAAUUUGCCGGCGAAAAUAGUGGCGCUCUUGUUCCUGUAAAGAAGCCAAAACAGAAUCAGAUUGCUCUUACAGGUCAAGGAGGAGCCAUACAAGCGGUAUGUGUAAAUAUAUGUUGUGAUUAUUCUUUGUUGUAAUGUUGCGAAGUUGUUUACACAUGGUGUGAAAGCUCACAUGCGUGAUUUACUUUGAUAGCUUCCACAAAGAACAUCCAGUCUUGAAGCUCCUAUAAUGCUGCUCAGUGGACAUGAGGUUUGUUUGGUCAAAUUUGUUGAUUAACGAUAGCUCACUUCUAUUUUACAGGGCUGCAAAUAACGACCGGUCAACGGACAAUGUCCGGUCAAAAAUAGGUUUUGUCCGGUCAAAUCCUUAGAUGGCCGGACAAUUUGUCCGGUCGUCUAGGCUGGUAAGGAAAAAAUUUAGAGUUUCAAGUUUUAAAUAUUUUAAGGUUCAAUAUUAUUGGCGUUUGUGAAAAAGGAGGGGAAAAGAUGGAUACUUAACUACCAGACCAAAAUUUCCGGCUGUCGUGGCUUUGUCAUUCACCAAGUCGUCACCGCAAAUUAGCGGGUCUUACAAAUGUGUACCAGUCACGGGUGUGAAUUACUUGUUUCAUAUUUAAACAUCAUGUGAAGGGGUGAGGGGGUACUUUUAUAGCGAUAAGACGUAAUCGAUGUUUGUCCGGCCAAAAAUGGGAUAUGUCCGAGCAAAAAUAGGUUUGACCGGACAAUUUGACCGGCGCCAGCCGGGAAAUUAUUUGCAGCCCUGAUUUUAUGGGAGUUUCGCAUGCAUGAUGGUGUACAUCAGUUCAAGCUUAAUCACAGGGAGCCCGCACAAUCUGUUUGUGUAGCCGAUUGUUAUUAUAGUAAAUUAAUGUUCUAGAUUUACCGUUUGCCUCACCUAUAGCGAUAUGUCGCUAACUAUGUAUAUAAAUCAAUGAUAAAUAAACGUUGAAUUACCUUACCUGUGGUAUAUAGUCGUCCUUUUACUUCAAAAGUGGUUUUUUGGGAGAUUUUGAAGGAGUUUGAAUUCGCCGUUGACUGUUCCUUAUAAUAGAAGGACAAGGGUGGAAUCCAUGUUUUGAAAGGGCUCCAGUGCUGGAGCGAUUUUCCCCCCCAAAAUCGCAUCGCUCUGCUCUCAAACCCCGGAGCAAAAAGGUUGAAAGAUUCACGUGUCUCCUCGUACCUUCCAAUCGAAAAUCCAUCCAAACAGCCCGGAGCUAGCUGUCGAAGAAAAUUAAAAUCCCACAGUAUUCGAGCGGCAGGAAUGUGUAGUAAGAUUCAUACGUGCCAGCCACAAACCGUCCCGCUGAUUGCCUCUAUUUGAUUGGAUGUUGUUAGACAACAAAUGCUUACCAAGUCUUCUUCAUCAGUUAUUAUUUAACCAUUGGUUAAGGACAUCCAAUAAAAAAAAAGGCAAUCAGCGGGACGGUUUGUGGCUGGCACGUAUGAAUCUUGCUACGCAUUCCUGCCGCUUGAAUACUGUGGGAUUUUAAGUUUCUUCGACGGCUAGCUCCGGGCUGUUUGGAUGGAUUUUCGAUUGGAAGGUACGAGGAGAAACGUGAAUCUUUCGACCUUUUUGCUACGGGGUUUGAGAGCGGAGCGAUGCGAUUUUUGGGGGGAAAAUCUCUCCGGCACUGGAGCCAUUUCAAAACAUGGAUUCCACCCUUGUCCUUCUAUUAUAAGGAACAGUCAACGGCGAAAUCAAACUCCUUCAAAAUCGCUCAAAAAACCGCUUUUGAAGUAAAACGACGACUAUAUACCACAGGUAAGGUAAUUCAACGUUUAUUUAUCAUUGAUUUAUAUACAUAGUUAUCGAUAUAUCGCAAUAGGUGAAGCAAACGGUAAAUCCAGUACAUUUACUCUAAAAUAACAAUCAGGCUACACAAACAGAUUGCGUGGGCUCCCUGUGGCUUAAUGAGCUGUAAUUCCUGAUGGCAAAGAAUAUACAUAUUUAAGCAAUAGAAAACGUUUUCUGUGUUUACAUAGCCUGAUAUAAACACGAGAGGAGUUGGGAGAAUUCGAGACAGUUAUGCAAACUCAAGAUGAAGUCAAGGGUUUGCAUAACUGUCGAGAAUUCUCCCAACGCCUCAAGUGUUUAUAUCAGGCUAUGCAAACACUGGAAAAAAGUUUUCUAUUGCUUUUAUAUAAUAACUUUCCAGAGAAAAAAACAUAGAACUCUUUGUAUGGCACUGAUUAAAAGAGAAAUUCUUACCAAUCGCAAAAUCUUGUCCAUGAAGUCUUGCACGCGUAAUCAGUUCUUGUUUUGCAAAAAGAUGCUUUGCAAAAUACAGAUUUUUCUCACUUAAAAUGUCAGCUUAAGCGAAGAAAAAUUGACACACCUUCUUUGUAACGAUUUUCCAAGUUUCAGCCGAUGAAGGAAUGGGAAAGUAAAGUAAACUUGUCGAGUUUUGAACUCGAAAACUUUUUCAAUUUCGUGCUCGCAUGAUUAGCGCCCGAAAAGCCAAACAACUUGACGCCACAACCAUGUUUACAUACUCUCAUGCAAAAACUCCUCUCGGCCAAUCAGAGCGCGCGUACUAUCUUAGUUACUUUAUAAAACGUGAUUUUAAACAUGAUAUUUGUGUUCAUUUCAGGGAGAGGUUUUUACGACGAGAUUUCAUCCCUCAGGGGAAACAUUAGCUUCAGCAGGGUUUGAUCGACUUAUUUGUAAGUUCUUGCAGUCACCCUUUUCUUUACUGACCUUAGCUAUCAAGCUUGUCAGGCACUUACUUACCUAAGUCACAAGUUUUGAUCCUUGAUUCUGACAAUAUUUGGUAAACUUUUUUAGGAGCAAUUACAGAAAACUAGACCGCGAUUUCCACCUUUUUGGAAGGCUUAGAAGAGCGAGUCAUUCUCCUAUAUAUAGAUGCUCUUUUCUUAUUUUUAACGAAAGGAGAAUAGGUCGACCUGCAUUCUGUAGUUGAACCCUUUCUUUAUUUAAUCCUUCUUUUCAGAUCUUUGGAAUGUGUAUGGCGACUGUGAGAAUUUUGCUGUCCUUAAAGGUCAUACCGGUGCAGUAAUGGAGUUGCAUUUCUCCCUGGAUGGAAGGUAAUUUAAUUGUUCAAGCUGUGUUUAUGAAGAAACGAUACAUUUUCACAAAUCAGGGCUGUGCUGUAGCAGUGCCCAGUUACCCCUGUUGCGUUACUUUUGUUCUUGGCCAACUAAGAAAUCAUUAGCUUUUUCCAUAGAAAUCUUGUGCUGGGCACCAUGUAUUUCACAGGCUCAGAGCACUGGGUCCUUUCAGUUUUUCUUGGAGUAUAGCCUUGAAAAUCCACGACUAAAAAUUCCUGCAUAGUUUUCUUUACUUUACCACGUAUUGAAAAUAAGAAAAAGCAGAGUUUGCACAGUCUUGAAAAGUCCUUGAAUUUCAUUUUUCCAAUUCUGGGCAAGUCCUUGAAAAGUCCUUGAAUUUUCUUCAACUUUGAAUGUGGUGGCCUGGAAAGUGUUUUUUAAUGCUUUUUGGUUUUCCAAGACAGCAUAUAAAUCAUAGCUCAGAGACGUUCAAAGUGAUAUACGUAGAGUAUUGUUCAUUUUAUGCAAGAAUUAACUCUUAAUUUAAGACAAGUGGACUGAAAAAUGAAGACAAGUUGGUGGAGGAAAAAGUUUAAACCUUAUAGACCUGUUAGAAUGGACUGCGAAUGUGCAUUUUUUUACAAAUUAUAUGUGAAAUUACAGUGUACUUUCCUAGUAGGUGGUCCUUGAAAAUCAAAUGUGGUGCUCUAAGAGUCCUUGAAAAGUCCUUCAAAAAUGGUUGUGAAUUUAUGUUAGACUUUGAUAGAGAAGGCCAUUUCUGUUUUUCUUAGAGUUAUUAUAUAUGUCAGGUUGAGAAAAGACAACCCAAUAUCAAGUGAGAAAUAUGCAAGAGCAUGUAGAAAGGACUGACCGUGACUUCUGGCACUCUAUGAUGCCACUGUACCUUGGUCAUUAGUCAAGUUGGCUUUUAGAUUUGCACUCACCUUUGUCACUGUUGUUAUGUUGUCUUUGCUUAAUCUGCCUUUUCUAUAACAAGGAAGCUCUUACAGUGGCGUUCAGUCUUGCUUGCUUGGAGAUUAGAUCGAGAAAUGUGUGGUUCCAGAAAAUAUCCAUACCCCACCACGGAGGGAAUUUCACUUAGGACCCCCACCUCCCUGGAUUUUCCAUAUUUGUAAGGAACUGAUGACCCGCGCACCCCUCCGGUAGUUUCACAAAGUAAGACAAAGACCCCCCCAACCCCUCUGGAAUAUGUUUAUUUUCACGAAAAAAGAUUAUCAAAGUAAAGAACAACGCCGUUUGCGGUUACGCAAUGGUUUUCAUUUAAUUUUAUUGCGCAGUCUCAAAUUAGACCACAGUAAACUACCUACAAAGCAACCUAAACUACAAAAUAUUGCUUCUCCCUUUACAUGAAAGCUAUAAAGUUGUAUCUGUUGGUUUACCUUGAUGUGCAAGCUUAUGAUUUUUUUUCUAAAUGGCGGGUAGCCGUCUCCAUGGCCGUAAUGUUAAUGGAAUUAAUGCCAUUUCAGCAUGCAUAGAUCACGAACAUGUCAAACUUUCAACCAUAAAAUAAUGUGGAAACGAAAAGCAGGGUUCGUACGGGUCCUGGAAAACCUGGAAAGUCAUGGAAAUUUAAAAUUUCAAAAUCCAGGCCUGGAAAACCUGGAAAAUAUGUGUUGGUCCUUGAAAGUCCUGGAAAAUUAGACUUUUCCUAGGACAUUGAAUAAGUUUCUUUUCAUUUUCUUCGCUCACAUUUUCAAGUUUUUUGUGGGCGACAAAUGGACGUGUACAAUCUUGCAAAAUGGUACCUGUCGUUAAUCCCAAAACCUGACAGUUCAGAGUCUGGGCUCUAGCUACCCCUGCAGUUUUACGGGCUUCCCAUGUUCAAAAAUUUUGUUGUUUGUAUCUGGAUGAGAAUGGCGCCGUUGUUUCGUUCUGUUUUAAAUCUAGCCUGCAAAGCAGGCGUAUUUUGGAGCGCGAUCCAUGAAUUGUUUUCAGGAAUGACGUUGUCCCGCCAUCUUGGACGUUAAUACUACCAGAGAGUUGGGACGUGGCGGCCACGAUCAAUGUACCUCCGAGUUUUCGUUAAAAAACGCCUGCUCUGCAGGCUAUUUUAAAUCAAGUCAAAACGUACUCAAAAGUAUUGUUUCCGGCCCUUGUGAUUAAGCUGAAUGAACAAUGCCUGGGAAGUGUACUUUCAAAGAAAACUGGACUUCUCACAAGAUAUACAAAGACUGGAUAUUACAAGAGUCAAGCUCUCAACACAAAGCACGUUGUCGCUUGUGCCAAAAAUCAUUGGACUACUCAAACAUGGGGGAAUCCACCCUCAGAAGCAGAGCUGUCAACUCUCCUGGUUAAUCCAGGAGACACCAUUUUUUGGACCGUAUCUCUCAGUCUCCAGGUUAGAGUAUGAAAUCCUCCCCGAUAAUCGCCGAGUUUUGCCAUUUCUUGUAGAGUCGACUUUCCGACCAUAAAAUUUCAAAUAUUUUGCGUUGUUUGAAUUAUUUUUAUACUGUUAACAUCAAGCAUUGUAAUCUCCGGUGUGCCAUUAUACUAUAAGCAAUAAUGUGAUUGGUGGGAAGUAAACCGAUCAAGUCAAAUGUUGUGCAACAACAUCUUUUUCGCGCGUUUUGUGUCAUCGCUAAUUCGGGGCAAUCGGAGUCAACAGUAUCUUUUGCAAAAAUGACGUCAUGUGCCAUUUGUUAUGACGUCAUCUAUCAUCCCUUUGCUAUCAGCCCUGCAGAAGGAACAGGAGAGGGAGUAAGCACAAAGAAUUAGCAGCAUUAAUAGCUGAGCGGUCAGUGCCAAUUAUCCAGUUGAUGUCUUCAAAGGCAGUAUCUUCAUCUAGCUCUGACAAACCUGGUCCUUUGAUGUCUUGUGGCUUACAUUCCAGCCCUUCAGUACGUGAUGCAAGUGCUGAAACACCAAGCUCAUCUGCUUCUCUUAAAGAAACGGUCGAAAAACAGUCGAAAACCGGUCAGUAAUUAAGUAGCACAGUCAAAAAGUCAUGGGAGUUCCUCAAAAUGAAAACCUGAAGAAGCUUCUAAAAUCGACAGCGAAAUAGACCAGAAGCAACAGACUCUUGCAGAAACAUAGCAAAAAUGCUACAUAGUUUGUUGGUUUGUUUGGAUUGUUUCAGUUUCCCUGGCUAUUACUGGUCCUGGAUUUUUGUAAAUAUGGUCCUUGAAAGUCCUGGAAAAGUCCUGGAAUUUUGAUGGACCAGUGGUGUACGAACCCUGGAAAAGGAGAAUAAAAAUCUAGAUUCUGAAAUCAUUACUUCAUAUACCUUCUGCUUCUUGAAGCGAAACUUUCACUGUUGUACUGUUUUUCAAUCAACUGGCGCGACGCCGAGAUGGAAGAAACAUAGCUAGGGAAGAGUGAACUUGUGUAACUACACCUGUUACGCGUUUAUGUCUCUAUGGAGGCUGGUAACGGAUAAUGGCGAGAAGUCGAGUUUUUGUUGGCCUAACAGGGUCCUAAUUCCUUUGAAUUCACUUACAUAAUGCUUUUGGAAGAAAGAAAACCUGGCUUAGAUGGAAAAACAAUCAUAAAUGAUAUAGUUAAACUUAUUUAUGUCUCCAAAAAUGAUCUACCAGAUCAGUAAGUAGUAAUGUUAGUACUGAGUUCGAAAUAAACCCCUUGGAAACUGGUUUUUAUCAUCCAACCCCCCUCCCCUUUGGAAUUUUCUGGGGCUCUGUCCCCCCCACCCCCUCGGAAUUUCCAGUUCUCUUGAUGGAGGGGGUAUGGAUAUUUUCUGGAACCACUCGAUGAGGAGGCGAUUAAUUCUACAUGAAACAGGAUUUACUCGCUAAAGGUCUUUUACUUCCUACUUUAUCAACGUUGAGCAUUCUUCAGGAUAUUUACUUUUCUUUGUUUCUUAAUUGAUUUAGUAUGCGUGUUAGUGACAACCAAAAAUACGUCUGCAGCUGCAGGCUAUACGCGUGUAUAAAUACAGGAAAAUUUAAGGGCCUCGCCAGAGAAAUUACAUCAUCGUCAGAGAUCAAAAAGGUGAUUUACAUGGCACGUCCUUUCAAUCAUCGCCGAAAAUAAAUCGCGUGCUCAUCACAAGACCCACUUGCUUACAAUGAAAGUUUACAGCACCCGACCAUUGCAGUUUUUCUAAUUAAGAUUCUUAUUUUUUUUUUGACCACUCAGUAGUGUUUACUUGUUCCAAAGUAAUCAACACUUUCAAUCGAUAGAAUUUGUGGACCGACACGCUUCGGAAAAGCUCCACUUUUAAUCUUUCCUACAGUUGUGUGUAAGCUUUUUUCGCAAAACAUGCGUGGCUUCAGUCACGCAAUGAUUCUUAUUCCCAGUUUCCACGGUCUCCACUGGGAACGCCUGGCACGAUGACCCCCUUUUGUGUCAUAAAUACGAGGAAUUUAAACAGCUUGCAGAUUAUGAGUCUCGCUGCUUACGCAAGCAAGACUAACAAGUACACUAAUACCAAGGAACUUAGAACUUGUUUUUCAGAAAUAAAACACCCAGGGGCCUGGUUCCUCAAAAGAUAGUCAAGUCUAACCCAGGAUUAAGCCAAAUUUUAAGCACAGUAGCUGAACUCGGUAGUAUUAUUGUAUGGCAGUGAUAUUUUUAGUUGGAAGGUCUCAAUCAAAAAACAUCCCCUCCAAAAAGGAGAUAAGAUGACCAGGGGAUGUUUUUGCCUGGAGCCCUUCUCAGUUGGCUUUUUGUCAUUACAACAUUAAGAAUUUAUGCAAGUUUUGUUUUGUUUUUUUUCAGUACCAUGUUUACAGCUUCUACUGACAAGACUUUAGGAAUCUGGGAUUUUGAAACAGGAACAAGAAUAAAAAAGCUGAAAGGUCAUAGCUCAUUUGUCAAUAGCUGUUUUCCUUCAAGACGAGGCCCACAGUAUAUUGUUAGUGGUGCUGACGAUUGCACAGUAAAGGUAUGUUUAGUAGAGAAAAGCUUUUAAUAUUACCACAAAGACUCAAACACUCUUUUCCCAUUUAUUCACCAAAAAUUAAUUUUACCAAUCUGCAUUAAGUGUUGCCUGAAUUUCAGACUUUCCCUCAACUCCUCUGAGAGGAGUAUUCAACUCGAAGGAAUGUCUGAAAUUCAGGCUUCAUGCAUGUACAUUAGGUGUGGUUAUGUUGUAGAUAAAAUUGGGUCUAAUGAUAAUUGAGAAUAAUAAUAAAAUUCUUAUUUUUUUAUUGUUAUUAUUUUACCACACAAGAUAAAUUACCAUCUCAAGUAGUAGUAAAAGCGUAAAUAAAUAUAUUAUUGAUCAAUAACAUUAGAUUAAAAUUAGUAAACAAUUGGGAAGGCGACUGUGGCAGGAAAAUCUCUGAGAAGCAAACACGCUUAUAAGUAAAUAAAGAUUUCCCCCCACCGGCAAUUUAAAUAUUGGACAGCAUUCAAAGUAAAAGAGAAAAGACGUGUAUAAGUAUAUAAGCAUGUAUACUGAACAAAAUUAAUAUACAUGUAGAUUUAUAGGUAACAGAUAUUUAACCUAUAUCCUGUCUGCAGACCCUUAAAAAUGGUUUUGUCAGUCGCUUAAAUACGUUAAAUGUUGGGGCGUCUUUGAUGUUGUUUGGUAAAGAAUUCCAUAUUCUAGGACUUUGAAUCAGGAUCAAAAAUUUGUUGAUAUUUAUACUUAUAAUAAUUUAUUAUCUUCUCCUCUUUUGGGGCUUUUUAGAGAUAAUGAAACAAAAAUUAAUAUUCAAAUGGAACAUAACAAGGUUAAGAAUCCCAUCUGGUAGAAGACAAUCCAGUUGGCUAUUUUACAAUUUUGGCCAAGGAUUUGAAAUUGGGACUACUGAGGACAAUUUGGUGUUAAUAGUAGUUUGGCUUUCUUGCUCUAGGGGUUAGCGAAAAACCCAUGCAAGCUAUUUUACCACUUAGAUGGCAUGUAUUUCAAGCACUGAACAGAUAUGUUUCAGAUUGAAAAAGUUUGAUUCUUAUUAAUAUUUCAGUUGUGGGAUACACGUAAAAGGGGAUGUGCCCAAACAUUCCAAAACAGUUAUCAAGUAAGUAGUGAAGAUCAUGUAUGUACUGUACCAUGCUGCUUUGAAGCUUUUUAAAAAGCUUAUCUAAAAUCUUGGCUGCAGUCAUUGUAAUUCCUGACGAUUGAGAGACAUGGGAACAAAUAAUUAGUCAGAAAUUAAUAGCGGAGUGCACGCGCAGUGGAGCACCAUGGGUAAGAAAAUGUGGUAAACUACCCAUCCAAGAAAAGUUGGUAAUCACGUGGCCGUACACUGAUUGACCGCCUGACCGUCCAUCCGCACCACAGGCAUACCAAUGUAAAAUAACUCAAUCAACAGGUGUAGCAACCCAAAUGCAACUCAAGGUUAUUUUGACGGGAAAUCGCAUAGCCACCCGCGUCUUGUAAAGCAGAGAGAACUAAAGAGUCAAUGAAGACGAAAACGGAAAGCGACAAUAUGUCUUGGUAUCCAUGUUUUCUAAGGUAUUAAACUUGGAGUAAGUGUCAUGUCCACAAAUUUGGAAUAUAGAGCAAGAGAAAGACAGAGAAAAAGAGAAAGUAGGCGGCAGGCCAGCGAAGCUCAACGAGAACAAGGGUAACAGAAGUCGAGAGCAAGAGAUAAAAACAAGAGACAUUUUUUAUUGGAAGAACAACAUGAAAAUUUUGUAGCGGCGGUGACAAAAUGAGAAAUGCUAGCGGCCACCAAUGCCAGGUGAAAGUGAGCGGCAGUGAAAAAAAAGUGAACGAGAAAAUGUACAACAUUUCCUUCAUAACUAAGAAGUGUCUGGAAGUUUCACGUUGUAGUCGUGCAAAACAACGGCAAAGAAAUGUCCAAAAAGGUGUGCUUCACAUGCAAAGUUGCUUUUUUUCUAAUUAGACCUAUUGUUGUUUUUCACUGUUCUCCGUGCUUUGCCUUCGCCACUUAGCAUCAAAUGAUUUUAUAUUUUGUUUGAACAAAAUAUAAAUAUUAUCGAGAGCAUCGCUUUUAGCCCAUGGCUACGUAAAUCUUUAUAUUAUUCUGACUGCAUGGUAUAGAGGCGCGCUGGUGUUACUGGGAUGGUAUCGGGCUAUUUGUGGUUUUGGCAUGAAACUUGUGCCAUUCUACAUCAGCUCAGUCCUUCUAAUGGUUUUCGUUUUGUUUUGCAAGUUUUCCUUUUCUAUAUUUUAUUUUGUUACAUCUUCAGAUCUGUAUGUUUUGGAAUAACGUUUCUUAUUUCGGUAUAUGUGAAUUUAGGUAGACCCGCAGACUUUUCCAGUAGUAUAAUUUUGGAGUAGUAUAUAUAUUAUUGUAAUGUAGUUUCCUUGAUCCCUUUCCACGGGGUUUUACGUGCCACUGCAUUAGUACAGGGUCGUACAGGGGGGGUCUCUCGCACGGUUCACGAACAGAAAAAACAGCGAAUCACGGAUCACGGCUAUCAAAAUUUCAUUUUCCCGAAUCACGAAAAUAAACAAGUAAGGUACUCGUUGUAAUAACCUUCUCUUACGGUAGAAAGAGUGUUUGAAGAAAGCAAAAUCGUUAAAGGCGAAGUAAAGGCUGCUUUUGAAGUAAAAUAGCAUCGCCCGUGUUUGAAGCUGUAUUUUACCUGAAGUAUUUAAAAUUUACUCGUCUUGAAAUAUUCUAAUUUAACUUUGUACUACCAUCGUCAUCCUGACAUAGUCGCCGUUUUCUCUUGUUCUUCUUUUAACCUUGAUUACUUAUUAACCUAUAGAAAAGUCGGUCCGUGUCUUUCAGAACGGUCCUUGAUGUCGUGUAAUAAGAAGUACCGUAAAUAAAUUCCUACCUUGUAAUGAAGAUGUAUUUCCUGAUAGUAGCGGCCUCUCCUCGUCCCAUUGCUCUUGUGUAUUUAUCGCAAAGGCCUUACUGCCAUCUUUUCCCUUUUCCAGACGACAAAAUUAAAGUUCAACACAGGAGCCAAGGCCACGUUUCUUAGCCUCUGCCUUUAAUACGGCAAAUUCCGCGAACUUUUUAGUAAAUGCUGCCAAAGAUGAAUGUUGAUCUGUAAUUGGAAAGCGAACUCGUCCCUUUCCAAGAAAAUUAAGCGAGCCGACAGACUUUGGGUCAACGUAAAAGACAAUACAUUCGACCCUCAUCGUACUAUACGUACUCGUCCCCUCCAUAUCACGGAUGUUUCGAUGUUUUGGAUCACUGUCCUUUGACCUCCAGUGACAUAGGAGACCAUAGGCAUAGGAAUAGACAUCUGAUCCAUGAUAGGCAUUUAAAGCACGUGAAUUUGCACAAUGGAUUACUUCAAUUAAAGCGAAGUCUGUUACUUGUCACAUUUGAUAUUUUCAGUCUUAAAAUAAUUCUUCCGGAGCACUCGCAUCUCAAAAUCACGCCAAAUAGAGUGGUGAAAUCACGAACAUCGGUUAAUAAUUCAAGUUCUUCACGGGUCACGCAAAACCUUCAGAUCACGGAUCAUGAAGAAUAAUUUAUUAAAUUCACGUUUCACGGAAAAUAAAAUCAGCCAAUCACGCAUCACGGGAAUACCCCUGUACGACCCUCUUAGUAGGGGAAUACAUUCCACACAUUUUUUGGCCGCUUCUCUAGGGUGGUUUUUAGUGGUUUUUCAUAUCUGGCAUGGUACACGUUCUAGCUUAGAACACUAUUAGUACUUUGCUAGAAGGAUAUCAUUGAUUUAACAUCUGCAUCAGAUGGCUGACUGAUGCAUUCUAAAUAAAGGUUUUCACAUUGAAUAUCUUGUGUUAGGAAUAACGGAGUCAGAAUACAGCAUUUUUGUGCAUGUGUUACAUUUUAAUACAGGUAACAGCAGUAUCAUUCAAUGACACAAGUGAUCAGAUUCUUUCCGGUGGAAUUGAUAAUGAGAUUAAGGUAAUUAAAUAGACAAAUAAUUGAAGGGGCACAAGAUGAAUUUCUUAAUUCUCCUUCCAAAUUGAUUCCUAUUAAUUUGCUUAUAAAGCUAAGGGCUGCCGCAGCCCACGAAUGUCGCCCAUGGGUACGGGUUGAGGUCGGGUUUUUCUCGUUCUGAAUUUCGCUUUGUCAGAACAGACCGCCUUAGUAAUUUUGUUACCCACAGUUACAAUAGGAUUUAAUUGUUUUUGCUUUCUGUGCCAUGUGUAAUUAUGUGUUCCGCGUAUUCUUGACCUCCCUUGUAAUUUAGUGUUAUACACUACCAAAAGGGUUUAAUAGACUGAUUAUUAUUAGAUUAGGGCCAGUUUCUAGAAAGUCCUGGUAAUUUUUCAGACCCAAAGCUAAAUUAAUAUAAAAAUCAAAAUCUUAAAAUUCUAAGGAGUUAGAGCACAGCCUUUCAUGUGGUGAUUCAGAGAAAGUGAUGUUCAGGUUUGACCUCUUUGUUUUGACUUCUUAUUGUCUCUAUGUAGCUGAGUAGCUUUAAAUACCUGUAAAAUGGAGCAGUGAUGGAACAACAACAACAAUUAUUUACAUUUCACUUUAGAAUAAUAAUAGUUACAGAAUGGGUAGUUUUAGUCUAACGGUCAGUUACAUGCAGUGUAAUAAAAGGAAAACUAAAAAUACAUUACAGGUAAGGAAAUUCCUAGCAUCUAAAUAAACCGUUAAAAGGUUUCCCAGUUAGAUACUAGAUGGAGAGAUGGGAUAAAAUGAAUGUACUGCCAAGCUCAGGGGUUUUAGUCUAUUGAGUACUGCUACAAGUUACCAACAUAAAAUAAGGACCUUUUCACUACCUUUAACUUGGGACCUAGCUAACAAAGCAGUCUAUUUUGUUUUGUUAGUAACCAAUAGCAUUAUCAUAUUAUCUGCAAAACUACACCAAUGAUUUUGAAAGUAAACAGAAACAGCUUUUUUGGUCCAGUGAUUACUAGGAGUUAAAGGAACUGGCCCCUUGGAGAAAAUUUUACUCCAAGGUUGUUUGCAGGCAUUCCUUCAAAUAACAGUACAUUGCUACUUCCAAAUUUGGGUCUUGAUGACUCUUAAUGAGAGUACAGUAAGAGAAAAAUUUUCCUGUUAAUCCAUAAUUUCUAACAAAAAUGUGACUUUUCUCUUGAGGUGUGGGAUCUUAGGAAAAAUGAUGUUUUGUAUAAGAUGUCUGGGCACACCGACACAGUUACUUGUCUUCGACUCAGUCCUGAUGGCUCCUUCAUACUUUCAAAUGCGAUGGACAACACAGGUUAGUACCAGUUAACGAAACAAAUUUGUUAAAGAAAAAUAGAAGAAAUUCCUUUUCAAAAAUCAUGUUACCUACAUUUAUCCCUAACUGUCUACUCUAUGGUGGUAGAUGCCUUCUUCAGAAAGACAUCAGCAACGAUUAGCUGGCUUGGGCCAGGUUUUACAGCUUUUUAUCAUCUCUCUUUUCUCUAUUUCCUCAAAAUAUAAUAUUAUUGUUUUGUAAUUUAUCAAUUUUUUUGUGUUGUGCAGUUCGGAUGUGGGACAUCCGUCCUUUUGCUCCCCUGGAAAGAUGCCUGAAGGUGUUUACUGGUGCUCAACACAACUUUGAAAAGGUAAAGCAGCUUCUUAAGGUACGGAAAAACGGGCAACAAAAAACAUGCAACUUGUUUUGCAACAUUGCUGCAAAACGAGUUGAAUAGUGAUGUUGCGCGUUUUACCACCCACAUAAAACCUGUCUUGAAACAGAUCAGGUUGUUAACAGCUUUGAUUCAUGGUGGUAAAACGCGCGACAUCGCUAUUCAACUCGUUUUGCAGCAAUGUUCAAGACAAGUUGCAGGUUUUUUUUUGCCCGUAUUUCCGUGUCUUUAUUCAAUACCAAACUUAAACUUAAGUCAAAACUCUUAGCCUGUGAGUGCAGACAUAUAUUUCCCAUCAUCAUUUCUCUCCACCCAGGUGGAAAGAAGUGACUACUGGAAAUACGUCUGCGCGCCUAACCUACAAAAGUCUUUUGUUCUCACUGCAAACUGUACCUGCUACGUAUACAGAGUGUAUGCAUACAGCUUCUCAGCACAUUUGCAAAGAAUACAGCAGUGCUUAUGCUAAAAACGUUUAGUUUAAUUACUGUAUUCUUAAGCAACCGAAGAAAUGCGUCGGCCUCUUUGCUCAGAGAGGUCAGCUACUUUUUCCCCUGUAAUUGAAGCUGGGAAUGAAGUGUUAAAUUAAAGAAAGAUACAAUACUUUAAGGAAAGCAGUCAUAAAACUAAAAAGAGAAACCAUUCACUUUUUUGACAAGAUGUAACUUUUGCAUGAAGUGCUGCACAUGCAUUUCUCAUGGUGAUUGUGUUCAUAUUCAUUAGGAAAUGUAGAAUGUAUCAGCAUACGAACUGCCAUUAUUUUGUAAAUCAACACUGAUCAGCAUUGAAUAUAAGAAAUAAACAAUAAAAUUAGACAAAAUUCAACACUGCUGUAACCUGUUAAUAAGAAAUCUUCCUUUAACCUUUUUAACUCAAAUUAGUGCCCAGAACCCUGAAAAUCUCAUUUUAGGGCUUCCAAAAAUUUCUCCCGUAAGAAGAUGGGGACUAAAAUUAAUGCUCCUUUCCGAUACAGUCGGUUAACUUAUUCAAACCUGCUGGCUACUUCAGUUUUUAUUGAAACCCCUGCUCAAGGUUCAAAAAUCUACUUUCCAUUAUUUUGUUCAAUAUGCUUCAAUGAUUCUUUAACCAAUAGAAAACAUUUUUUUAAAUUUUUUUUUCUUGGAAUCUAGAAUUUGAUUAAGUGUUCUUGGUCACCUGAUGGACUGAUGAUCUCAUCAGGUUCCGCUGAUAGGUAAGUGUCACAAGAAACAUUUUGCACUUGGCCUCAUUUUCAAAGUGAGGUUUUUGGAACUUGGAAAAUUGGCCUACCAGUAUUUGUGUGUCUCUGAUUCUCUUGACAAAUAGUUGACCUUAUGGGCCUGGACAAGUUAAAGUUUUCUUGGGGCUAACUUGACCUUUGAGGCACAUGUUUACUCAGAAAUUUCUUUUAAGAGUGUGGGCACGUUGCAUUUUGUGAUAUUUAGCUUGACAGCUUGUAAAUGGAAAUCGCAGCAAUAUCCUUCAGCCUUGCUUGGUUUUUCUGGGAUUAUUUAAUAAUGAAUGAGAAUAAUAAAUCAUUGCCAAGGAUACAGAUACUCAUAACCAAGCUUAGUACAUGUGAAUAUUCAACAAUGUUGAACAUGUUGGAAAAAUGUUGAAGGUGAUGGUUGAUGGCAAUCAAACUUUGUCCAACAUAGUUCAACAUCAUGCUAGAUGAGCCUCAAAUAAGUUUAACUUGUUAGAGGAAAUGUUAUGUAGGCAUUGUUUGGCUGGGGCUUUAGUCACAAUGAAAUGUUAUUAUACUUGGCAGUGUGCAACAAAACUCACCCCACUCUCUUUCUCACUUGAAUACUUCUUGUUGUAGGUUUGUUUAUGUUUGGGAUACAAACUCCAGAAGAAUUUUGUACAAACUACCAGGACAUGAUGGAUCAGUAAACGAUGUUGACUUUCACCCAAAUGAACUAAUUUGUGAGUAUAUACAAGACUUCAAUUUGUAUGCAAUUUAUAAAUUUGCAAAAUUCUUGAAACUUGUAAUCCUUUCAUUCAUUGAAAGGAAGCUUACUAUCACUGUUUCAAGAAUUACUAUUAAAACUGUGUUUAUUUUGUUUGUUUAUCUUUAGUGAUGUCUUGUGGAAGUGACAAGAAAAUUUAUCUAGGAGAGUUACAACCCUAAAAGGAUGGCCUGAACAUAGGAAACAGUUAACCAUACUUAAGUGUUUAAUAAAAUAACACUUGAAGCAGCUUUCUCUAGCUGUUUGUGUAGCUGCUAUGUAAACUACAUAAAUUGCGACCCAAAAGAAAUUAAGCUUCAUUGAGACUUUACAAGAUUAUUUGGAAAAAAACAUGAGUCAGAAGAAGGUUUGAAGACAGUAAUGACUUCAGUUCAUAUGGCCGUCUGAGUCACUCCCUUGUUUGCUCAAUUUGGUCAAUGAUAUAUCAAUUUCUCACGCAAUAGAUUAAAUCAGCUACAGAAGACCUAGGUUAGUAACUAAAGACCAUGUGUAAUAAAAUACUUUUUUUAUUCAAGAUGUUUACACUUGUCGCAUGUUAAAUUUUAAACAGUUCAGUUGGUAAACCUUUGUUAUUGAAUCCUGUCCAUUCAGCGGGCUUAUUUUAGAAUAACUUUUGUACAGUGUCUGUAAAUAAUACUAUGAAAGCUCUUUUUUUUACACUCUUUGCGAUGCAGUACCUUCUUGCUUUUCAUUGUAACAAAAUACAAAUAAAACACACAAUUUUAAGUAACA